Dermacentor albipictus is the source of this 4374-nucleotide messenger RNA. The record is from RefSeq and is a predicted model, not a curated record. Lineage: Eukaryota; Metazoa; Arthropoda; Arachnida; Ixodida; Ixodidae.
UUCCGUUUUGGGGGCAGCGUUUCGAAGCGUUGUUUGGCAUAGCUCGUACAAAUGACACAACGAAAAGGACGACGGGGAGGAGUCGCCGUAGCCAUAAGUUAUUUCUAUAAUGUCGAAAUUCCGGGAGCAGUCGAUCGACGGCACGAGCCUCCCGCUGCUGACCGAGGACCACCUGACCGUCUACAUGGGCAUGCGGCUGGGGCCGGCGCUCAAGCUGCGCACCACGCUAGCCAAGCUGACGGGCCGCUGCACCGUGUGCAUGCACUGCAUCCACUGCCACGGCGAGGAGAACGACCGGCGCUCGACGUUCUCGGCGUCGCCGGCCUCUUCCUCGACGCCGACCGCCCCCGCCGCGUCGGCGGCCGCUUCUUCGGCGGGCUCCGCCGCCGCGCCGCCCCCGGCACCGGGCACCCCCAUCGGGGCGAGUACGCCCCCCGCUCCCCCGUCCGCGACGCCACCCAGGGCGUCGCCAGCGCCCGCUCACUCGCCGGCGUCGAGCAAGUGAGCUCGCGUGUCGACUCCGCAAGCACGGUCGCGCACGCUGCGAUUGGAAGAGACCCUUGCUCACCACAUGCCCCGAAAGGAAAGGAAGGAACGCAUGCCCGUGCUCAAGGACCCCGAAAGCACAUCCGUGCUCGUUGUGUGUGUGUCUGUGCGCGCGUGUAAAAAUGCCGCUCGAGCGAACGCGCCACCGUCGUCGCCCUCCUGCCCAGAAGUGAGACACGCGUUUGUCUCUCUCGCAGCGCAGCGUCCCACACGCGAAGUCAAAAGCACGGACUCUUUUAUCUUCUCCUCUGUCUCGCCCGAAAGCGAGGGGAAAAAAACCAUCUCCUCAAACAAAGAUGGCAGUGGUAGCGCCGUCAGAACUGCUGGAGAGUCGUCCGCUGUGCGCGCCAACCAACUCCUUUUUCGUCUCCUGGCCACCGUCGCUUGCGAAGACCGCAGAAGUCAAACGACGGCGACCUCGUGAACCGCUCCUCUUGUUGACGCUACCCCCGUGAAUGUGCGGUGCGCGCCCUGCCCCGGACGAACUCUCUCCUGGACGGCCACCUCGGUGUCGGUGAACGCCUCACAACGAGCCAACGUCGACGGCGACCUCCUCCGCCCCACAGCGGACUCCUUCGCGACAAAGAAGUUGAACUGUGUGUCGGCGGACAGACGGACAGUGAAACUGGCGUCGCAUUUCCGGCGUGUCGCAGAAGGGACACGAACUGUGCCGUUCAUGCUCCACCGCGGACUCGAAGUGCAUGGGUCUUUUUCUUUUUUUGGCAGAUUGAUGUCCCGCGCUCGUGCACGCUAGACCCGGUCGGUGCGCGCACAUUCGAACCGUUCUCGCGAUGCCGCGCCGAGUGCAUACAUGUCACGAGCCCUUCUCGUCUCCUCUUUACCGUCCUGGUACGCAGAGACCGGAGACGAUCCGUGACGGUUGGCGAAAGCGCUCGCGUCGCUCAAUUGCUUUAUUUCUUUUUGUGGCUGGCCGAAGCGACGGCCCAAUAAUUUAUUCAACCCGAUCUCGGAGUUAGGAAAGUUUAUCUCUCACUCACUCUGCACUCUCUGUCCCCCCUAUGGAUAUACGCGUCCUAAGCAGUGCGCAAAGAGUCUGCUCCCGCGAGGCGAAAAGGGGACAGAGACACAAUUCCGCAACCUUCCCCGUAUCCAUUUGUCCUCCUGUCAGGUCGGUGUGUCAACUUCAUUGUGUGUGUUUUUUUUUUCAUCUAACGCUCAACGCUGACCGUUUCUCCUGUCCAGGUGUGUCGAGUACGCGCUUGUCUCGCGGUCGCGCGGAAGCCGAGGUUGACACACACACACACACUGAUGCACGCGGGCGAUUCUCUGCGACAUCUAACGACAGGGCGAUGUAGACGUGUAGCACGGUCGUGACAUCCUGACAGGGGACGCAAAGACGGCAUACAAUAUACAGGAAGCUUUAUCGUCAGUCACGGCACGGGGUCUUGAAAGAGUUGCACGACCCCCGCAUGAGCGGAGAACGGAUCCCCGUCAUGACGACAAGAAGUAAUAAUGACAAUAAUAAUAAUAAUAAUAUUGAAGAUGGCGACGAUAUGAUCGCGUACGUUGUGCUGCUCUGUAAGGAGUGAGUGAUGAAGGCAUCAUCACGCUGUGAUUGCGAUAUCUUCGGGAGGCCUGGCGUUACGCGUACGCUACCGCAAGUAGCGGCCCGGCCUGUCGCCUCACAAUUCAUUCCAUGAAGAAAAAAAAAAAAAUCUCGUUAGUUCUUUUCUCUUCGGUUGCUUGUUUAUUUUCUUCUUUCUCGCAUUCUUUUAUUUUUUACUCUGUUUGGGUUCUACCUUCGUUUGUGAGUCAAGGGUGUUUAAUGUGUCUCGCCUGUCACGUGUAUUACUCAUUCAUGCGUAUGGUUGUCAGCCACACACACCUUUUCACUGCAUGCGGUCGGAAACCCCUCGUUGUAAGAGAGAGAAAGAAAAAAAAUGUCCUCACAUUCUUUCUCGUCGCACUGUUUCCCAAGCGAUGUGCAAGUGGCUGUUUCCGGCGAACUUUUGAAAGAGCUCAUGGCUAUACGAUGUUGACAGCGGCGGGAACGGCCCGGCCGUGAUUCUCGACAGAACCAUAUUUCAUCCGCAUGAUCUGUUUCAUCUUAUGCGAACUGUUAAGGUGUGACGAAGCUUAUACCAUUAGCGGAUUGUGUGUGCGUGUGAGCUCCGCCUAUCACCCGUCCUUUCUCCAUCAGAGCUGUGUGUUCUCAGAAAUAUCUUCUUUGAUUUCGUUUUCAUUUUUUGAAUGGUUCUUGUUCGCGUUUGGUGAUCUCAUUCUAGUCAUAACCGAUGCUGAAAUGACAUAUGUGAAUUUGUUUUGCGAAGCAAACGAGUGCUACUUUUUUUAUAUGUGUGUGGCGAAUCGAAGUUUAUGCUUCUUAUUUUUCAUGCAAAAAAAAAAAAAGGCUAGAACAUUCUACGCGCGUACCUUUUCAGUGUGGGGUCAGAAAAAAAAGAGAGUUUGUGUGCUUAACUGUGUCUGUUUAUUUUACCUUUUGUGUAUUCGGCAAAAUCUCGUGGUUUCAUAGUUUCUCAAGUCGUGCGAUUUGACUGCCGAGUCAACUGGCGCUCUAAUAAACGGCAAAGGAUAAAAGAAGGCAGCCGCCUCCUGACUAAUGAAGCAGUGAAAGUUUACAUGGAACCUAUACGUCGAGUUCUGACCACACUUUGCAUGGUUGUGAUGAAUGGCAUCGCGGCUAAUAUAUACGCUCAUGUAUUUAUGCCUUGCCAAAUACUGUUUCCUCCUCCUAGUUUUCUUGGUUCGAAUUACUCCGUUUGCCAAAAUUAUCGGCUCGCUGCGUUACCGACAGUAACUGCCUUCAGUAUUAAAAAAAUAUAAAGCAGACUGCCAAUUUCGCUCAAUUACAUUUUCGGAAACUAGACACCAUGGGUGCGAAAUAAUGAUGCACAGAUGAGACUUUUACAUACAGGUGCAUUUCGAAUCCCAGGGCGAAAGGGAAUAACAGUCCUUUGGCAAGAAAAUUCACGUUAUGCCUAAACUCAGCAACUUUGAACAGAAGUUACGAAAACAAUGGGGAGAUUCCUGCACUUCUUCAAAACGUUCGAUUGUGAAACAUCAAGAUCUCAGUGCCAGAUUAAAUAUCGCUCUAUCAAAAUGGUGUCCCGCGAAACAAAUUACAGCAUUGCCCGACUGAAGAGGCAAACUCCGCGGCAUUCAUUAGAGCUGAUUCUUCCACUGCUUCCGGCGCUGUAGUUUGGCCCACGAGUCGAAACAUCGAGCGAAAAAAAUUACCCUCAAACACUAACUCGGAGUUUGCUGGAACCGUGCGGAAAUCUUUAAUUGGAGGCAAGCUCAGCAUCCCGGCCAUGAGAACCACUGUUCAUUGUGUCAUCACUCUGUGUUGUGGGCAGCGCCCAGUAUUGAUUGCGGUGGUUUUCCUCGCGAGACAGAUUCUGUUGUUCCUUCAGUGAUAACGUGUGUCUGUGUGCGUGUGCUGUUGCUUUUACAACACAUUUGAAAAUGUUUUUUCUAUUUUUUUUCUUGGCCGCGGUUUCAGGUUGAGUCCGCUGUGCCGAGCGGUAUUUGUUUUCCGCCUGCGGGAUUUGCCUUUCCUCUGUUCUCACUUUGCAUAUUCUUCUCCUCCUCUCUUUUUCUGUUUUGCGAAAGGAAGCAAAGAAGCCAUUUCGGGGUUUAUGUGUUCUGAGCGCGCUAAAGUGAGUUAUGUGUCGGCGCCCCGAAAUGAAAGAUGGAAGUUUUUAAUAUAUUUGAGUACCUCUAUUUAAAAGAAAAAAAGAAAGGAAGAUGACCCGGAUGUAGGUUUCAUUGCGGAACAUUGUACAUACCGAUGUAUAUUGCAUGUAAAAUCAAGGUUCGAGAGAUAAAAACGUCGUCUACCCGUGA